AUGGCGACACGUGUACCCUUCGGACCCUCGAUCAGAUCUUCGUUUGAGUCGAGGUUGUGUUUUGGGGUGGCUGAUCCAAGAACGGUGGUAAUUAUAGAAGUUAUUUUGAAAUACAAACAGACGAUAUACUUGAGAAAUCGGCGGGGCUAUCUUGUUGAUUUCUACGACAUAAACUCCGACUUCAACGCUUGUUUCGAUUUUCCUGAGUUGUCGUAUUGUGAGUUGAGUGCCCAAAUUGGUCAGUGGCUGCCGGGACUGUCUCCCUCCUUAUCCACCCAGCUUUCCCAACGAAUCUUGGUGUACGCGCAACAAGUUGCAGUUGCCGCCAAUGCCCGCCACCGCCUCAAUGACAAUGGCGGUGCAAAUAAAAUCACGGCUUUUGUGGAGAUUGAGGAGCCAGAACUGCAACCAACAGAUGACGACCAAGUACAAGAUUACUCGGGCGUGCGGGCUGAUCUUGAUGAUGAUGGUGGAAUAGUAGUCUUAUCUUUUGGUAAUAAUUUCAUUGACGGUUAUUAUGACGCUAAUAAUGAUGAGUCGUCAUCGAAGCCACCAAGGGGUUUGAGUUGGGAUGAGAUUAACGGGUUGAAGCAAGAAAGAUUCAAGAAUGGUACUGCUGCAGAGAUGUGUUCGAUUUGUUUGGAAGAGUUCUCGGCAGGAGUCAAGAUUAUGCCAUUGUCAUGUUCUCACACCUUUCACCAUAACUGCAUUGCUUCAUGGCUCCAAAAACAGGCAUGCUGUCCGAUUUGUCGAUUCGACAUCACGCAACCAUGCUAA
Ipomoea triloba (trilobed morning glory) is the source of this 777-nucleotide messenger RNA. RefSeq lists its product as uncharacterized. The transcript has a single exon. Bases 1 to 777 code for a protein of 258 amino acids. The record is from RefSeq and is a predicted model, not a curated record. Lineage: Eukaryota; Viridiplantae; Streptophyta; Magnoliopsida; Solanales; Convolvulaceae.